AUGUCUGCCAGCAAGAACCCCGAAGCCAUGACUGCUGCCCAAGGCGAAUUCAGGAGCAGAGUCCCGCCCUCUGAGCCCAUGACCACCAGAGGUCAUGCUCCCGGGGUCAAGGUCGGCAAGGACCGCGUCCCCGAAUUCCACGCCGAAGCCCACAUGCCCGGCACGGCCCCCGCCAACCAAAGCUUCCGACCGGGCCCGGUUGGAGAGUUUGCUGGCCACGCGGGCACAAAUGCGUUCGACUCUCUGACGGGGGCCUCCUCGGCCGAUGUGCACCAGGGGUACGGCCAUCCCGGCGAGGGAAUGACGAGUCAAGAGUUGCACGGGGGCAAGCGGAAAAAGGUUGGUGCCGGGCUGGAGGGCGUUGGCGCGAAUUCGUCGGACCCGAUGCGCGAGUAUGGACUCGAUCGGGAGCAUCCCACGGGAUAUCGCGGCAAGGCGACUGAGGGCUACCCCGAUGCCGAGGAAAGGCUACCAGUUUCGGCCGAGAAGGUGGCCAGCGAGCGGCGUUGA
Messenger RNA from Hirsutella rhossiliensis, 510 nucleotides. RefSeq lists its product as uncharacterized. Lineage: Eukaryota; Fungi; Ascomycota; Sordariomycetes; Hypocreales; Ophiocordycipitaceae. The record is from RefSeq and is a predicted model, not a curated record. The transcript is spliced from 2 exons. Bases 1 to 510 code for a protein of 169 amino acids.